Molecule: messenger RNA, 2831 nt
Organism: Haplochromis burtoni (Burton's mouthbrooder)
Lineage: Eukaryota; Metazoa; Chordata; Actinopteri; Cichliformes; Cichlidae
Gene: znf280d
Product: zinc finger protein 280D
Biological process (GO): regulation of DNA-templated transcription
Molecular function (GO): RNA polymerase II cis-regulatory region sequence-specific DNA binding; DNA-binding transcription factor activity, RNA polymerase II-specific
Source: RefSeq, a predicted model, not a curated record
CUGAAAGGAAGUUCCCAGCGAGGAGCACCGGGUAUUGGUCCGCACACGCCGAGCUUUUCCGCCGCCUUUGGGCAGCGAUACAUCCCUUGGUGUGUGUGAUGUGCACCCGCUCUUUCUGAAAUCCGCCGUCCUCAGCUCAAGGACUGUGCCGAAACUGGUCCACAAUGUCUGAACUUUUUAUGGAGUGUGUAGAGGAGGAGCUGGAGCCGUGGCAGAAACAAGUUCCUGAAGUUCACUUGAUAGAAGAUGAUGACGAUGAGCCCAUCUUUGUUGGAGUGCUCUCGAAUAACCAGAAGGAUGGAAAGCCUUCUAACCCUCCGACUCCUCAAAGGAAAAGUGCAGCAAAACAAGAAGUAAAGUGCCCCCCUCCUCAGCCUGCUGUGGUCCCCUCACCAAUAGUGCUGCCAUUGAAUAUACCUGGGAAAACAAAGAGUAUUGUACCAACCAGUCUGACAACAGUAACUCCACAGCCUGUUAUUGUCAAUAAUCAGGGCUUUAUUGUCACUUCUCCACAGUUAACAAAUAGCAGUGACUUUAUUGCCUCUUUUGGGGCCGCGUAUCCCCCAAGACCAUCAAUUACAAUCAUUCCAGCUGGUCAGCAGCAGAUUUUUCAGCAGGUCUCUCCAGCCACAGUCAUACCUGGCGCUGUCCACAGGCCACAGGUGCAACAAAUUAGCAACAAUGUUGUGACACUGUCAAAUGUCCAGAGUCCUGCUGUAUACUCAACACAGCCUAGUCAGCUUCAACCAAACAGAUCCACCUCACAACCUCUUCAGACCUUUUCUAUGUCUGCAAAGGACACCAAUAGCAGAGAUCAGAGCUUACUGAAACGAGGACUGGCACCACAGGAAAUGGACAACGUAGCAAAAAAAUCAAAGCCUGACUUGUCACCACAAAAAGUAGUCAUCAGAGUGGAAAAUGGCAUGGUAAAGAGAAAGUGUCCCAAUUGUCAAGAAGAAAUUCUCACAGAGGAAGCUCUAAAAUAUCACAUGAUGAACUGCCGUGCCAACGGAGGAAGCACAGCUCCAGCGGCCCUGAACACGAACUCAAACAAGCGCAUCAUGCUGGUCGCAGAUUUCUAUUACGGUAACUUUGAGGGAGACGUGCAAAAGAAGGAGGCACAGAAGACCAACACCACCUUUAAGUGCCAGAGCUGCUUAAAAGUUCUCAAGAAUAAUAUCAGGUUCAUGAACCAUAUGAAACACCACUUGGAGCUGGAAAAGCAGAACAGCGAGAGCUGGGAAAGCCACACAACCUGCCACCACUGCUACCGACAGUACAUGACCCCGUUCCAGCUGCAGUGCCACAUCGAGAGUGCUCACAGCCCAAUUGAAUCCUCAACCAAUUGCAAGAUAUGUGAGCUGGCGUUUGAAUCAGAGCAGGUGCUUCUGGAGCACAUGAAGGGAAACCACAAACCUGGGGAAAUGCCUUAUGUGUGCCAGGUUUGCAAUUACAGGUCUUCCUUCUUCUCUGAUUUGGAGACACAUUUCAGGAGCGUCCACGAAAACACAAAAGACCUGCUGUGUCCCUUCUGUCUCAAAGUUCUUAGAACUAGUCAUAUAUACAUGCAGCACUACAUGAAACAUCAGAAAAAAAAGAUCCAUCGCUGUGGAAAAUGUAGACUGAAUUUUCUCACCUACAAGGAGAAAGUGGAGCACAGGACUCAUGUCCACAAGACUUUUAGGAAGCCUAAAGCCCUGGAGGGCCUUCCUCCUGGUACAAAGGUGACCAUUAGAGCUUCCCUCACAGGAAAGUCACCUGCACUGCCGGUGUCCCCUAAGCAACCUGGUUUUGUUGUCAGUACAGAAAGUCUGAGUGUGAAUCAUCCAAUAAAACCUCAUGUUACUGUAUCUAAGUCUAAACCAACCACCUCAGAAACAGGAAAGGCAAAGAUGCCUCAGAGCAAGAAGCAAAACCCUCAGUCCAAGCACAACCUGGCACUCAGGAAUCUCAGUGCUAGCGGAGGGAUUUACACAUGCAUCGAAUGCAACGCACACGUGGACGACUUUUUCUCUCAUUUCCCAAUGGUUUCCAGUUGCGGCGCAUGCAAAUAUCGCACAAGUUGCAAAGUUUCUAUCGGGAAUCAUAUGAUAAGAUUUCACAGCACCAUCACCAAGAACAGAUUUUUGAAAAUGGAUCACAAGAAAAAUUCAUUGGCCUCAAAGUUCACGUUGGUUUGUCUCAACUGUGACCUUCUCGUCGAUGCAUCACGUGGCGACCUGAUGACCAAACAUUUAAACGAUCGGCCGAAUCACGUAUGCAAAGUCAUAGCUGAGAAAGACCUAAAUUCUGCAUGUAGUCCUCCUAAAAGUUUGCCUGCAAAAAUAUUGUAAUUACUGAAUGUUUAAGCAGCUUGGGCCCAUCCAUAGGUUUUCCUGGUGUUUUGUAUUAAUUAGGAUAGGAGGAAGAGGAUCAAGGAAGUGAGAGGCAGUCAAAGUGUUUUGGGGUUUUAAUGUGUGGUUGCUACUAUUGUGUAUGUGCUUUUUAUUUCCUUUCAUUUUUUAUUUGUAAUGAACCUCAAAGCUGCUCCCUUUAUAUAGAGUCAGGUUGCUGUGCAGCAAGUGUAAAAAUGUUAAAGUGAUGUAGCACAUAUUUACCUUGAUCACCUGCUGGUUUUAAGUAAGUUUAUCAACACUAAGACAUCUGAUUUAAACCAUUAGGAAAAUACGUGGAAUGUUUUUUUUGGGGGGGGGGGUUCCCUCCCCACAUGGAAAGUGAUCUCAGCUCUGAAAGGUUUGCGUUUUAAAGGUGAACAUAACCUGAAUAUUUUAGCAUUGAGUGAAAGAUUAGGUAGAUUUCACUGUGUUAACUGAGUUGACAGCUCCAGCUUA